GACAUUACGCUUUAAUAUUAAGUUUGGCAUUAGUCUUCAACUGAGAGUCUGCAAUAAGUGAAAAGUUUUGCACCUUUUUUCAUGAUUAAGAUAGAUUGUUUAUUUGUAAGAUCUAAAUAUAUUUUUCACUAGUUUCAAAAUAUUUCAUCCAAGGCGAUGAUUAAGGCGAUAUUAGUAUUCAAUAAUCAUGGGAAGCCCAGAUUAUCCAAGUUCUACCAGUAUUUCAAUGAGGACAUGCAACAACAGAUAAUAAAGGAAACCUUUCAAUUAGUUUCAAAACGAGAUGAUAAUGUGUGCAAUUUUCUCGAAGGAGGAAGUUUAAUAGGUGGCUCAGAUUACAAACUAAUCUACAGGCACUACGCGACGCUGUACUUUGUGUUUUGCGUAGAUUCGUCCGAAAGCGAGCUUGGUAUUCUAGAUCUGAUUCAAGUGUUUGUCGAGACGUUAGAUAAAUGUUUCGAAAACGUGUGUGAAUUAGAUCUGAUAUUCCAUGCGGACGCCGUUCAUCACAUUCUAUCUGAACUAGUGAUGGGAGGUAUGGUUCUUCAAACUAAUAUGUCAGAUAUCUUGGCUCGCAUUGAAGAACAAAAUAAGCUUCAGAAACAAGAAGCGGGUCUUUCAGCAGCUCCAGCAAGAGCCGUCAGUGCUGUUAAAAGUAUGAACUUACCACAACAGAUAAAGGAUAUAAAAUUACCGGAUCUUCCGCAAGCUAUUAAGGAUUUAAAAUUCUGACCAAACACUAACUUUGAUGCGUCAUUACUAACUAAGAUUGCCUCAGAUUCAUCCUACAUUCCGAUCAACAGCAGUGGCCUAGAAGGAUUUAACUUCGAUUCGUAUCAAUCAGAACAUCCAACAGCAUCAGGUGAAACAUCAUUUGGCAGUAAAACGAAGGACCAGAAUGGCAAAAGGAAAUUAAAAAAUUCGGCUUCCAGCGUUCGCAGUGAGGAUAUUGCUGAUGAUAAUAAUGAUAAAAUGGUUUGAAUGUUAGAUAAAGAUGUGGUGCUUUCAUCAUUUUGAAACGUUGCCACGCAAAAUAAAUUUAAAAAAAUCAACGUUUGAGUCAAUCACAGAAGCGCUAUUGGCAAGCCGGAUUCGAAAUGUUUGGGAUCUAAUGUUGAUGUUUUUUUUAUUACUAGAAAUACAUUUUUAUGAAGCUUGGGCAUGCUACAAAGAAUGCUGGUUAUGCGACCAAACUAUGUAGGAAUGAGAAAACUAUCAAGUCCAAAUAUCAGCAAGUGUUGGUGUUUUUUGGUAGUAAGAACACUAAUGCUUAUAUUAUACCUUACUCUUGUUUCAGCUCAAAUCUAAGUCAAACAAAAGUACCCAAUGUAAAAGUCGGAAAACACUCACCUAAUUUACUCAAUUCCCAGAACACAGAAACUACCUAUAUGCCGCUUGUUGAAGGGGUUUACUUCAAAUGUAAAUAAAAAACGAGAGAGGUCUCGAAGUAAAGUCGGUUUAACAUUUUAUCUGCGAAAAAUAUUUGGAAAAAUUGAAGUGUAAUAAAUCGCUUUAGGUACUACAA
Molecule: messenger RNA, 1525 nt
Organism: Wyeomyia smithii (pitcher-plant mosquito)
Lineage: Eukaryota; Metazoa; Arthropoda; Insecta; Diptera; Culicidae
Gene: or
Product: AP-3 complex subunit sigma-2
Exons: 4
Coding region: 157-732 (191 amino acids)
Biological process (GO): Golgi to vacuole transport; intracellular protein transport
Cellular component (GO): AP-3 adaptor complex; membrane coat; intracellular membrane-bounded organelle
Source: RefSeq, a predicted model, not a curated record